AUGGCCCCUAGUCUACGAGAGUUGAUUGAUUUUCUCCUCGCAGAGAUUGCUCUCUGCGGUGAUCAAGGCGCUUCUCCUUCCGAUGUCUUGACGUUCAUCAAUACUUUCUAUGCCAAGGCUGCACAAGAUGCAUCCACCCGCAGCCAUGUCGUUGACCGGCAAUUUCAGGAAAAAGUCUGGUCGUGGCUAGCAAGAAACCCUGAAGUUUCUAUUGGUGAAAAUAGAGAAUGGAAUGCUCUGAGUUUUAGUGAUGUAGAACGUCGUGUUAAUGAUGCAUCCAGCUCUGAGCACACUGCCCAAAGCCCAAUUCGUGUUUUUGUCUCGAAGGAGAGGACAUGGCUUGCUAUCACAGGCCAUGAGCCAGACGAAAACAAACUUCUUGCCACUGAAUUCGCUCUACUAUCUAUCAUCGCAUCGCGCAAGUCAAAUGGUAUUGCUCAGACGGAAUUGGUGAAACUGAGCGGCCAAGACAAGCGCUCAGUCCCCAAGCGAACUGACCAACUGCAGCAAAAAGGCUACAUUGAGAAGAGGGCUAUCCAGAUCAAAUCAACCCGAACUAGUCUUUGCACCCUACGUAAAUUUAUGCAAGCAGAGCAAUCAUCUGCGGAAACCACAAAAGACCAAUCCUCGGGCCAACCACAAGUGAUCGACUAUAAGGAAUUUAGCAAGCAGCUUUUCAGUAUCCUUCGGGAGCAUGAGAUCAUUUCCCGUGUUGAUCUCAAGAAAAUUCUCGGCUUUGCGGAUAGAUGGCGGUGGCGUAUCCUCUCUCGUGCUCUGCGGAAAUUUGAACGCAUAGGCGUCUUAAUGCGUGUCAAGGCCAUGUCGCAGUUUUCUGAGAAUGAUAAACAUUAUUUUGCUUGCGUGAAGCUUAUACGAGAACCGACCGAAAAGGAUUUGGAGUUGUUCCAUGAAUUUAGUCGAGGCAUCUCAACCAAUCUGGAGCAGGAUGAUAAUGCGGAACUGGAUGAAGACGUAGACCCGAACGAUGCGACAAGGGAAUCUCCUCUGCUAAAUAAUGGCGAAACGCUCAAUGUGAUGAAACGAGAGGAGGAUACAGAUGAAGCAGGUCGCAUUCUUCCUGUGUGGUCUCCAGACCAGACUAUCCACAACCUGAUCCUUGACGUUGUCGAAAAUGCGGGGACUGACGGAAUUAUGAAUCAGCAAAUCAUCAGAAAAUGCUUUGGUGGUUUCUACCGUCGGCCACUGGAGAACACAAUGAGUCGUCUGGUAGAAUGUUGGCAGCUGUCACAACCAUUGCAUCUACGCCAUAUGGCUAUUGUACGAGACACGGUACUAAACCGCACGAUAACUCAGUAUAACCAUUUCACCGCAACAAACUUUGCAAAGCUUGUUGAGUCGGGCGAGUCAGCCUGGGAAGCUGUUGAGUUUACCCCGAAAAAUCCGAAGGUGGACAAGAUUCGCGCACCGCCUGUUGACGCACAGCCUGAGCUGGAUAAGUAUGGACUGCCUGUGGCUGUACCUGCAAAGGAGCUCCUGAAAAAUGGCGAUGUUUCUCUUUUGGAAUGCAUAGUUGCAGUGGACCCGUCAAGCUACAAUGUCACCAACACUGAUGCCGCAGCAAUCCGACUUAAAGAUGGAACAUACGCACUCCACUGUGGGCAAACCAAGGCGCCUGCGGGAAGUAAAAGGCUUGCUACAGGUUCUGACAUAGUAACUCCGAGCAGACCGAAAAGACCACGCCUCGAUGUAUCAGAUUCGGAGAUGGGCGAUAAAACCCCAGGCAGUUCUAUCUCGACUGUCAAACGCCGGAAAGUACCAAGGGAUGAGUCUGCAAAGUUCCAAGGAAUGUCUGAGAUCGAGAAGCUUAGAGCUCUUGGUUUAGAUGAGACUUGGACGGAGUACAACGCGCUGCUGAUUCAACGUCCACAUUCUGGAGUUUAUGUCACACCACGUGGAAGGCGAAGACCUACUGGCAAAAGACAAGGUCGUCCAAGGAUCAGUCGAAUUGCUGUCUUCAAGUCCCCGAAGCUGUCGUCUUUUCCCUGGUUUCUGGAAGAAGCUGAAGCAGGCGGCCAAGACGACGGAUCACAACAGCCUUCUCGGGAACAGACUGUCGAAGAGACUGUUGAAGAAAAUGUCGAAGACACACCUGUUCCCACACCCAUUCCCAAACCUGCCACGGCAAGUAGGAUCCUAGAUGCUGCUCCUGAAGAUAUAGAUGCCACACCUUCCCGAGGCACUAAAAGACGCUCAAGGCAACCCGCAUCUAAACUUGAAUCUAGCCCAGCAACUAUGCGCACUCCAAAACAGAGACGCAUUACGGACUUUACCACUAAGGCUAAUAAUGCUUCUAUGAUUGGUACUAAAAAUCCCGAGGCCGUUCCAGCUGGAGACUCAAGACAGGAUCGCCCUGAUGUUGGCAAUGAUGAUAAAACCCAAGGGAAGCCAUUGAAACGGAAGAGGGCUGAGUCACCCAACCAAAAUAGCCAAGAGGUUGUUGUAACCGAGAGAAGUUUAAGAGAGAGCAACGUUCAUGCGACACAGGCCCUAGAGGUACCAUCUUCCAAGAAGCCUCGCGAAGCAGUCGGAAAUGAGGCAAAUAAAGACGCCACAGGCGCUAAAGACAACCUUACAACGGAUCAUGCUCCUGUUAAUGACUUAAAUGGAUCGGCACCAAUGGAGACAGAGGAAUGCAACGCCGCGCCGACAGACGGGGUUGCAGUGGGCCAAACACCAGCAUCUCGGACUGUUGUAGACCGCCAAGAAGUCAACGCCAAUCCCUUGGAGCGCCCAGAUACGGAAACGCUGGGUGAGGGCAGCAGAGCGAGAGAAAAUGUGAAGGAAAAGAAAGGUUCUGUCGGUUUCAUACGGCGAAAGAUUAUUCUGGACAUUGUCGAAAAAGCUGGCGGGGCAUUCCCCAUGGGAACUGAGAUAUGGUACCCGUUCGCGACUGCAUGGAGGAAGACCAAGUACAAAGAAACCCCCGACCUUCGUACGAUCAAAGCAACUGUGAAACAUAUAAUCGAUGCUGGAAAGCUUCGCCAAUUAACCUUUAGUGGGAAGGAUAACAAAGGGGUUAUGGUAACAAAGAAUAUCAUAACUAAACCCGACAUGCGGGCAGAUGACCCCCUAGUCAUCGAUAUGCAAAAAAAGAUGCUGGCUGCAGGCUCCCGGCAUUACAUUCCAGAUAAUGUCGACUACGAUCCUGAAAUGACAAAGACUGGUGCAAGGAGAGUCACUUUUGGAAAAGACGGCAGAGACCCCAACACGUAUUCCAAACUUCCUGUCGAGUCAGCACUCACAGUACAAUUGCAGUAUAAACCAGGCUUUGUUGUAGCCCAGGAGAAGAGGAAGGGUCUGAGCGUUCAGAAGCGACUACUGCAGAGGAUCGGGGAAGGGAAGGAAAAUCAUUCAAAAGUGGUUCGACUCUUGUCACUCCAGCGACCGUUGGCACAAGACUCUAUUACUCCUGGAAUGACUGCUGCUACAAGGCCCGAUCAAAUGGCCAACCAAGGUAGAAGGCGGAUCAAACCAGGACGUCAACCUUCCGUACUUCAAGCGCAGGACGGCUCAGCCGCCGAAGGUGGCCGGAGAAUGAGACGCCUUUGGAUUCCCAUAUCGUCUAUGGCACCAUACGCGAUGCUGAUGAACUCAAGGCAGACGUUCUAUGCAAAUACAGGAACCUUUUCGACAGACGGAGGCCUUGCUGCUCUGCGGGCUGCAAGGCAUGACCAGAAGAAAGCGCGCGAGUUACCACGUAUUCUUGACGCCACCAGCGACAAAACACCUGAACUGCCUCAUUCGCUUGAUGAUUUGUUUAGCCAGACACGGCGACGCCCUGUUGACUACUCCGAAAGUGCAGACCCCCGAUCGAACCGGUUCUUUUAUGAUACGAAUGUGAUUAUGCGAUGGGAACUUCAAAACGAAGGACUACUCGACAAGAAGAGUGCAGAUCUUUGGUACAUCAAUCAGACAGUGCAGAAUAGUUUUGAUAGCGCUGGAAUAGAGGGUAACAUACGGUUUGACGUUGAUGAACCGGAGCUUCCAGCGCGUCCUCUGCCAGAGCCCAGGGUUACCAGGCAAAGGGGGCGCCGAUCCGACUUCUCUGCACAACCUGGUACCUUUGGCACAAUGACGCUUCUCGGACCUAACGGACUCCCGAUAUCUCGGACACUGGCUCCUGGAGUAACGCAGAACCGUCGCUUGGAGAAACUCAAUGCAUCAAUGGCAGCUGGCGAUGAGUUCGAUACGACAAUACAACCUACUGGAUCUCGAGCACCUGCUCGUCGGAAUCGUACUGGAUAUCAAUUGCCGCACUUGCUGACUCAAAGGAUCAUGAUUGCGAUUGUUGUGGUCCGUGCCUUAGCGGGGGGUUAUGAAGGUAAAGUUGUCGACUGGACACUCUUUUCUAACAGCUUUCCGGAUUAUGAUCCGCUUUUCAUCCAAGCGAAAGGGAAGUACGUGUUAAGCAAGAACCGGCUCCAGUUGGCGAAAAUGCAGAGCGACUUCCAAGAGCGUUAUCUUGAAGCAUACAGCAAUGGCCAAGUUCCUCCGAUCAACUACGAUGACCUCGAGGGGUAUGAUUGGGAGUGGAUUGUCGAUUGGGCAAAUGCUCAACUCGAUGUCCCCAAAUCCGAAAAGCUCCUUCCGGACCUACCCGCCACACGAGAGCAAUUUGACAGUGUAUUCGAGAUUCGGGAGGAACCGCCGAGCACUCUGGAUGAUAUUUAUCAGACCACUCAGCCAUUGACCAUCAAUCGCAAGCGUAACCUUUUUGCGAGCGUCCCAUUUGCCCUCCCUUUGAUCGAUGAACACAAGACGCCUACCCCUCCCAAGCAGGAUCUUUCUCGCUUGGAAGUGGUCAAAUCAUGGAUUCGGGCCAAUGUAGUUACUCCGGAAGAGGCAUACAGACCUGCCGAGGCCCGACAGGCACUGUCAUACAUGGGAACUUUUAUAGAAAACGCCAUCGGGUCGCUGGUAACAGAGAGGAUCAUAUCCAUGGGUAACAGAGGCAGGAUCACGCCGGGCCGCAACUACGACAUCACAGAUCACUUCCUGCACGCAUUGGGACGUAAGCGACUGAUUGAAAGCACUCAGCUCCGACGGGCAGCCAGGUUCAAAACGCAAGUGCUCGACCCAGCACUACAAUCUGAAGGCAAAUUUGAGAUCAAAUAUAAUGCCGAAGACGGCGACAUACUAGCGGAUAAGCUCCGCUUCGCAGUUGAGCUGUACCCCGUUGAAGAAACCUACGUGUACGGGAACCCGAUUGAGAAGGAACUCAAGGAUGUUCCGGCGCCUUGCCCGCCCCGAGCUACGAACAACGGGGCGGCCUGGGUACCAGAAAAAAUCCCUCUAUGGUGUGAUAUACACGGUGGCUUCAUCAAGCUACUGUGGGAUUUGGCCGUCGCCGCAGUAGCUGGCUGUGUCGCUAGCAGACCGGGGCUCAGCGCCGCGAGCAUUGCCAGCAUGAUCAAACCCACAAUGGGAGCAUGGGAAAUUGAGCAUCUGCUGAAAUGGAUGACAGAGAUUGGGGCCAUGCGAAAGGAGGGCCUAAGUGGCGAGAAAGAAGCUGGAUGGAUCCUCCAAGAAUGGUGGUGGAUGAUACUAUGCUAG
Aspergillus nomiae NRRL 13137 is the source of this 5574-nucleotide messenger RNA. Its product is annotated as putative TFIIIC transcription initiation factor complex subunits Tfc3. Gene Ontology annotation, molecular function: DNA binding. Bases 1 to 5574 code for a protein of 1857 amino acids. Gene Ontology annotation, cellular component: transcription factor TFIIIC complex. Gene Ontology annotation, biological process: 5S class rRNA transcription by RNA polymerase III; transcription initiation at RNA polymerase III promoter. Lineage: Eukaryota; Fungi; Ascomycota; Eurotiomycetes; Eurotiales; Aspergillaceae. The transcript has 5 exons. The record is from RefSeq and is a predicted model, not a curated record.